This is a messenger RNA of Acomys russatus (golden spiny mouse), 829 nucleotides long. RefSeq names its product mitochondrial fission process 1 (gene Mtfp1). The record is from RefSeq and is a predicted model, not a curated record. Gene Ontology annotation, cellular component: mitochondrion. NCBI's taxonomy places the organism in Eukaryota, Metazoa, Chordata, Mammalia, Rodentia, Muridae. Gene Ontology annotation, biological process: mitochondrial fission. The transcript has 4 exons. The coding region runs from base 42 to 542 and encodes 166 amino acids.
CUGUAACUUGCAGUGAUUCGGACCGUGCAGGGAAGUCAGUCAUGUCGGAGCAGCAGCGGCAGAGCGCCGAGCGCGACCUCUACCGGGACACAUGGGUGCGCUACCUGGGCUAUGCCAAUGAGGUGGGAGAGGCUUUCCGAUCCCUGGUGCCUACUGCUGUGGUGUGGUUGAGCUAUGGUGUGUCCAGCUCCUAUGUGCUGGCGGAUGCCAUAGACAAAGGCAAGAAGGCAGACGAGGUGCCAAGCCCCGAAGCAGGCCGCAGCACCAGAGUGACCCUGGCUGUGAUAGACACCUUUGUCUGGCAGUCUCUGGCCUCUGUAGCCAUCCCAGGCUUUACUAUCAACCGUCUGUGUGCUGCCUCUCUGUAUGCCCUGGGUAAUAUGACCCGCUGGCCCCUGACUGUCCGAAAAUGGACCACUACCACGCUUGGGCUGCUGGCCAUCCCGGUCAUCGUCCACCCCAUCGACAGGUCAGUAGACUUCCUCCUGGACUCCAGCCUGCGCAAGCUCUACCCGGCGGUGGGGAAGCCCAGCUCUUCUUGACCCUGUCCUGUGCCUUGCCCAUGUGUGGCCCACUCACAUCAGAGAACGUAGAUGCAUGGUUGUUUGGGGGUCCAUGGCACUGACAUCUGAGUGGGUUCAAACUGAUGGGAGCUUAGAGACAAAGGCCUACAGUGUGUCCCAGAGGUGGGACCCAACCCUGUCUGCCUCAGUGGCCAUGGUUGUACUGAGUGGGAAUGGACGCUACCUGGGCCCAUCUUUUUGAAAUCUUUUUUUUUUUUUUAAGUAUUUAUUUUAGGUGUAUAAGUGUCUUACCUGCAUGUAUGAUG